Messenger RNA from Medicago truncatula (barrel medic), 1689 nucleotides. Its product is annotated as protein ROH1. The coding region runs from base 144 to 1322 and encodes 392 amino acids. The record is from RefSeq and is a predicted model, not a curated record. The transcript has 2 exons. Lineage: Eukaryota; Viridiplantae; Streptophyta; Magnoliopsida; Fabales; Fabaceae.
AACUUCCAAAACUGACGGCAACGCUUUAUCUUUUACAAACCUUUCUUUCAAUUUGGUCUAAUCACUUUAGACCCUUUCUUUUCUUUCUCUUUUCAUUUCUCAAUUCUCAUUUUCAUUUUCAUUUUCUCAAACUCAACAAAAUUAUGCCUCCAACUACAGAGAACCAACAAAGCUCAUUUUUGGGCAGAAUAAGCAUUCGUAGAAACCAAGUUAUGUCAAUGGAUGGUAGCAAUGAUCAAGAGCAAGAAGACCUUGAACUUUUCCAAAAACACGUCGGUGAUAGAUUCUCUGAUCUAUUAUCUUCCACAACGGAGGAUCCUUCCAGCGACGCUCUUCUUUCAAUUGGCUGGAUUCGAAAACUUCUCGAUGAGCUUCUUUGUUGUGAAGCCGAAUUUAAAGCUGUUGUUAUGAUGGGUCGUGAUCCUGCUCAAAUCUGCAAGCCACCUCUUGAUAGACUUCUCCCUGAUCUCCUUGAUCGUGUUGUUAAAGCACUUGAUGUUUGCAAUGCUGUUACUCUUGGCAUUGAUGCCGUCAGGAAUCUCCAGAGGCUCGCUGAGAUCGCUGUCGCGGCUCUUGAACCAAGGCCUAUGGGUGAUGGUCAGGUCCGAAGGGCGAAAAAGGCAUUGAAUUCUCUUGUCACCGCGAUGAUGCAUGAAGACAAAGAAUGUGGAAGUUCCAAAGGAACAGAGAGAAGCAGGUCCUUUGGAAGAAGAGGAAAUGCUGGGAAGGAUCGCGGUGGUGGAAGUUUCCGAUCUCUGUCAUGGACAAUGGCGAGAAAUUGGUCUGCUGCAAAACAAAUCCACGCCAUGUCUUCAAAUUUGGCUGCACCACGCGGCGCUGAAGCAACUGGCUUGGCUUCGCCACUAUACAUAAUGAGUACUAUAUUGGUUUUUGUUAUGUGGACUCUUGCGGCAGCAAUUCCUUGUCAAGAGAGGAAUGGGCUAGGUAGUCAUCUACCAUUCCCAAGGCAAUUGGCUUGGGCACAACCUAUGAUUGGUUUGCAAGAUAAGAUUGCAGAGGAAUGGAAGAAGAAAGAGAAGAAAGGCACUGUUGGAUUGUUGGAAGAGAUGCAGAAGAUGGAAAAGGUGGGACAGUGGCUUAUUGAUUUUGCUGAGUCUUUUCAAUUUCCUGGUGAAACAGAACGUUUGGAUGAGGUGAAGGUACAUGUGGAGGAAUUGGCUGAUAUUUGUAGGAAGAUGGAUGAAGGAUUGGAACCUUUGCAGUUACAGAUUAGAGAGGUUUUUCACAGGCUUGUUAGGACCAGGACUGAGUUUCUUCAUGUUUUGGACCAAGCUGGGAAAUUAUCUGCACCUACUGUGUAGACUUGAAAUAAUUUUCUUUUACUUUUUUUUUUAAUUUUUUUUUUACCUCUUUUUUGACUGGAUCUUUUCCAGCUAGAUCUUGAAAGUGAAGGUUUUGGCCCAUUUGCUGGGUUAAUUUUUAUUUUAUUGAGGUACAGUAAGCAUGGUGACCUAAUCUUCAUUUGUUAAUGGGUUGUCUUCAUUAUUAAUUGAUAUAUGUAUGUAAUGGCUCAUCUUAGCCUACAAUGUACAUCUACAUACCUAUAGGUUUUCAUAUGUUUUAAUUUUUCUUUUGAGGUGAUAGAGGAUGACUCAACUGCACUCACUAAACCUGUGGUGACUUGCCUAGUUGUUUAAUUUAAUAUAUGAAUGAACUCUUAUUUCUGAA